AUGGAUCUCUCGCGCAUCCUUAACGCUAACAUUGACGGCCGUACCCAGAAUACACGAUACCGCCAAUCACAGUUCCUUCGCCUCCAGUCUACUCUUGUGGAGAAUAUUGCAGAGAUUCAAGAUGCAAUCCGCGCCGACUCCGGUCAUACAACAAAGGAAAUUCGAGCGGAGGUCGUACUUGCGCUGCAGGAGCUUCGCACGCACUAUACAUCGCUGAAUCUUGCCAAGGAUCUGGAGGUUGAAUAUCGAAUUGCACAGGGCAAAGACAACCUCGGUGGUUCGCGCGGUGUAGGUAUCGUGUAUAUCGUGCCAUGUGUCCAUACUCUGUUUUUCUCGGUCAUCUCGGCAUUGACUGCGGCCCUUGCAGCGGGAAAUUGCAUUGUCCUUGAGACUAUGCUUGCACUGCCUGCUGUUCUGCGUCAGAUUCUACCAGAUGCGCUUGACCACGACACUUUCGCCAUUACUUCACAGCGACCCGAUAGCUCGUUCUUGAGCAAAGCGUUGAUGGUUAUUCAAACCGAGUCUGAUUCCCCAAGUGGAAUACUAUCGCCGGCGGCAGCGAGGACUGUCGCAGUGGUUGAUCGUACAGCGAAAAUCGCUGACGCUGCACAGGCACUCGUGGCGGCGCGAUUCGCGCUAGGCGGUCGAUCCCCAUACGCGCCAGAUGUCGUUCUGGUAAAUGAAUUUGUGAUGCAGCCUUUCGUCGAGUCAGUCAUUCAACAUGCGUCCAAGUAUCUUGCCGGUGAAAACGGCGAGGCGCGACAAGGAUCUGGCUCAUCUCGACGAUCGGCAUUGCUCGAUUCGAUCUCCAAGGACCGAAAUGCACGAGUGCUCGUUUCUGGAAGCAAUUGGGGCAUUGUGGAAGUUCAAGAUCGAAAUUCGCCAUUCCUGAAGAAGAAAAUUGACGAGAAGGUAUUGCUGGUGCAUCCUGUCACCAGCCUGGACGAUGCCAUUGAUGUCAACUUGUUUGUCCCCCCUAGAUAUCUCUGA
Messenger RNA from Penicillium odoratum, 990 nucleotides. RefSeq lists its product as uncharacterized. The coding region runs from base 1 to 990 and encodes 329 amino acids. The record is from RefSeq and is a predicted model, not a curated record. NCBI's taxonomy places the organism in Eukaryota, Fungi, Ascomycota, Eurotiomycetes, Eurotiales, Aspergillaceae. The transcript has 2 exons. Gene Ontology annotation, molecular function: oxidoreductase activity, acting on the aldehyde or oxo group of donors, NAD or NADP as acceptor.